Populus euphratica (Euphrates poplar) is the source of this 1741-nucleotide messenger RNA. It is a transcript of the gene HPL1, whose product is annotated as hydroperoxide lyase 1. Gene Ontology annotation, biological process: sterol metabolic process. The record is from RefSeq and is a predicted model, not a curated record. Gene Ontology annotation, molecular function: iron ion binding; heme binding; monooxygenase activity. The transcript has 3 exons. Bases 288 to 1616 code for a protein of 442 amino acids. NCBI's taxonomy places the organism in Eukaryota, Viridiplantae, Streptophyta, Magnoliopsida, Malpighiales, Salicaceae.
UUGAAAAGAGUUAUAAAGAAAAAAACAAAUUGUCUUAUCCAUGUUUUUGCUCUUCCACAAGCAUCAUUUAUUGAUCGGCAACGUUACAACCCCCCUAACUCUCAUCACCGGCACAUCUCCAUCUCCGUCUCCAUCACCGAUAUUACACGCUUCCACAUCCACCAAGAAGAUUCAGUGUCCUGCUUUGCUCUCUCUAUAUAUCUUACUGUAGUCAUCAAAUCACACACAAACAAUUAGUUGAUAUUUUUAGACAUCAUCCUCACUUCAUCACCACACCCACUACAUCCAUGGCCAUGGGCACGAUGAUGACCUGCCGAAUGAUGAGCAUAUCUCCAGGCAUGCCGUCAUCAUCACCUCCUACUCAGUCUCCAGCACCCGCUUCCCUGCCACUCCGUACAAUCCCUGGAUCAUACGGCUGGCCUUUGUUAGGACCCAUCUCAGACAGGCUAGACUACUUCUGGUUCCAGGGUCCUGAUACCUUCUUCAAGAAACGCAUUGACAAGUACAAGUCCACUGUGUUCCGCACAAAUGUGCCUCCAACAUUUCCUUUCUUUGCUGGGGUCAAUCCGAACGUUGUAGCAGUUCUUGAUACCAAGUCCUUUGCUUAUCUUUUUGACAUGGAUAUUGUGGAGAAGAAGAACAUCCUUGUCGGUGAGUUCAUGCCUAGUGUAAAGUUCACUGGGAAUAUCAGGACUUGUGCUUAUCUUGAUACCUCUGAGCCACAACAUACUCAGGUAUAUAAUUUACAAUCCUCAACUGUAUAUAUAUCUCCAUUGUUAUCCCCCUUUUUUUUAAUUUUUCUGUUUUACUUUUGCUCAUUGGACAAGUGGCUUGCUCUCCAGCUCCUUCCCACCGUCAAAAUUGGUAUCCUGCAACCUUUGGAGGAAAUUUUCCUACACUCUUUCUCCUACCCUUUUUUCCUUGUUAGUGGAGACUACAACAAGUUAUACCAGUUCAUAACAAAUGAAGCUAAAGAAUUGUUACGCUAUGCCGAGACUGAAUUCGGACUGAAUCAAGAAGAAACCAUCCAUAACCUGCUAUUCAUUCUAGGAUUCAAUGCCUUUGGAGGGUUUUCUAUAUUUCUACCCGGUCUGAUAAGCAGAAUAGUAAGUGACACCGCAUUACAAGAAAAACUGCGCGAUGAAGUCAGACAAAAUGCUGGUCCAAGUUUAUCUUUCGAGUCAGUGAUGAAAAUGCCACUGGUUCAAUCAGUUGUUUAUGAAACGCUUCGACUCAGCCCACCUGUUCCCCUUCAAUUUGCAAGAGCUAGGAAAGACUUUCAACUGAGCUCGCACGACUCAGUUUUUGACAUAAAAAAAGGCGAGCUGCUAUGUGGGUAUCAACCCUUGGUGAUGAGAGACGCAGAAGUUUUUGAUGAUCCAGAGAGUUUUAGAGCAGACAGGUUUAUGGGUGAGGAAGGGAGAGAAUUACUGAAUUACUUGUACUGGUCAAAUGGGCCGCAGACGGGGUCACCAAGUGAGUCGAAUAAACAAUGUGCAGCCAAGGAUUAUGUGACCCUCACUGGUUCUAUGAUGGUGGCUUACUUGUUUAAGAGGUAUGAUUCUAUUACAGGAGACUCUGCUUCAAUCACAGCUGUUGAAAAGGCUGUUAAGUGACGAUGAUUGUGUCAUUAUAUGUUAUUAUAAAUAAAUUUGUGUUUUUAAGUUUAUGGCUGAUAAGAAUUUUUUGAGUUGUGCUUUGAUUUUUUGGUGGGAAAGGGACUGGUUGGACACAGAUUCCA